Molecule: messenger RNA, 978 nt
Organism: Cercopithifilaria johnstoni
Lineage: Eukaryota; Metazoa; Nematoda; Chromadorea; Rhabditida; Onchocercidae
Source: the annotation of a GenBank genome assembly
AUGAUUGCAUCACGACAAUUAAUUCGAUCAAUCGUGCUCAAAGAAAGUUUCAGUCGUUUGUGUUCGGAUACCGUCGUUGCAUCUACGCCGAAUAUUACCAAAGAGGCAUUAAAAGAAUUACGAAAGAAGACUGGAUACAGCUAUGUAAAUUGCCGCAAAGCACUCAAUAAAUUUGGAACAGAUAAUCUAAAUGAGGCUAUCAUAUGGUUGAAAAAAAGGGCAGUAGAAGAGGGCUGGGAGAAGGCUGCAAAACUUAGUGAUAGGCCAACAAGACAAGGUAUUGUGUCGGUGAUAACAAAGGGGAAUAGGGCAGCUGUUGUUGAAUUGAAUUGUGAGACGGAUUUCGUUUCGAGAAGUCAGGAUUUUAAACGAUUGGUUGAAGAUGUGGUUAAAGCGGUUUUGCUUGCUGCUGAUCGAGAUGGAACGAUUAGUGAUGGCUUUGAACUAUUGAAUUCAAAUAUUAAUUCUCUCAAAACAUCGGAAAAUGGCAAGCUUGUGAAAGAUUUGAUUACGGAAGCAAUCGGCAAACUUGGCGAAAAUAUAAGUCUUUCAAGAGCACAACUAAUAUUGGCGCCACCUGAUAUUCAACUUUUUGGCUACGCACAUCCCAAAGAAGGUACUGAAGCAGUGUGUAUGGGGAGAUAUAUAUCGGUUGUUGGUCUGAAGAAGUUGAGCAAAACUAAUUUUCCAACAGAAAAGCUGGGACAUCAAUUAUGUCAACAUAUUGUAGGAAUGAGAACUUUGACACUGGGUACACCGUUAUCUGAAAAGAAAAUAACAUCUAUAAAUGAGGAAAUCCCUCAGGAAGACGAAAGCAAUGCCUUUUAUGAUGGAGAGAUCACACAUAUCGAUGAAAAUGAAACUCAGCUAUUAAGACAGGCAUUUAUGCUGAAUCCUUCGCAGACAGUUCACGAAUAUGUUGUUGGACAUGGAGCCAGUAUUGUUGAUUUUUAUCGUGUUGAGUUGAGUAAGGAUUGA